Messenger RNA from Ceratotherium simum simum (southern white rhinoceros), 3547 nucleotides. It is a transcript of the gene GPR22, whose product is annotated as G protein-coupled receptor 22. Gene Ontology annotation, molecular function: peptide binding; G protein-coupled receptor activity. Lineage: Eukaryota; Metazoa; Chordata; Mammalia; Perissodactyla; Rhinocerotidae. The record is from RefSeq and is a predicted model, not a curated record. Gene Ontology annotation, cellular component: plasma membrane. Gene Ontology annotation, biological process: cellular response to hormone stimulus; G protein-coupled receptor signaling pathway.
UCUGCAAAAGCUGCCCAGAACAGACUUUGCUCUGAAAAGCAGUGCCGUUCCUUUUUAGAAAGACUGAAUCUAAAUGUUGUCUCUGGAGACAAGAAGCCUUCAGUAUGUUAAAUUACUUUCAUUACGUAUUUUCAGAUUCUUAUUGAUUCCACAGUAGGAAGAGUGAGAGACUGCAGCAGGCUCUAAGCAGCACUACAUGUUCCAUACAUUAGCAGUACUGCUGAAACAAUGGCACAGUACAGACACAUAUUUUCAUUAAGGUCUUUUUCGAAGAGAUGUUUAUGACCCUCUUCCCCCCGUCCUCUACUAACAAGUGAACAAAAUGAAUCCAUCAAAACUGGAAACGCUUCAACUACAUCAAGAAUUUAUCAAAUCUUUAGUGGAGGGCCCACAGCAACUAAUUCAGUAUUUACAACUGAAAAUAUGAAGAAUGCAUCUGACUGAGCAUCUCCCUAGCUGUCUGAACCACAAACUGCAGGAUAUUUUUGUAACACAUGAUUUUAAGACAUUAAGGAGUUAAAACCAGAGAAUAUAGGUCUAAAUUACUGCUGGGAUAUAACACAUCGACAGUAAUCAUCCUAAGAAGAUGCUAUAUGAAAUAGCCACAAAAAAAGAAAAACAAUAUAACUGUAAAAGCCUGAAAACAAAAUGGUGAGCAUUUUUAAAGGAGGAGUUUAUACUUUAACAUCCCAGAAUCGUGGAGCCACUGAUUCUUGAAGAAACAAUGAAACAAGGAUUGCCAAAAGGAGAAUGCUAUACAUUACCAGCAAGCUAAACGGAGCUUUAGCAAGUAUUUUCUGCACUAAAUAUUCAGAUAUUCGUAUCAAUUGAUAUUAUUAAAGGAUUUUUCCAUCUGAGUUUUAUGACCAAUUAUGUAUCCUGUUCUAAUGAGAACAAACCAGAUUAAAUACCAGAUGGCUUUUAUCAAAAGAACGUGGACCGGAUUUAUAAUAUAAAGCAAGUUAUGUGAUCAAGAAAUCAUUUCAAACUAAUGAGGACUGCUAUAGAAACAGACAGAUUUGUAACAAAAGGAUGUCUAAAUAUAUUUUGGAAGCUAGAAACCUUAUGUUUCCUCUUUUGUUAUCAUUAUGUUCUGGAAAAUAAAGAGACACCAUCAUACAAGCCCUCAAAGGGAAAUAUAAUUCUUAUCAUUUGAGGAAGUUUCUGUUGGUCGUGACUUUUUAAGACAAAACAAACACAAAUAUUUCGUACUGGUCUUUAGAAAUCCAUCAGCCAACUAAAUCUUACAAUUCAUGCAGUUGAAGUAUUGGAGAGAAACUGAAAGAAUUCCUACAAGACAUGAAAUAAAACACAGCUACUUCACUGUUGUCAGGGAAAAAGCCAACUGCUCCAAAAGAAUGUGUUUUUCUCUCAUUCUGGAAAUCAACAUGCAGUCUGAAUCUAACAUUACAGUGCAAGAUGACAUUGAUGACAUCAACACCAAUAUGUACCAACCACUAUCAUAUCCAUUAAGCUUUCAAGUGUCUCUCACCGGAUUUCUUAUGUUAGAAAUUGUGUUGGGACUUGGCAGCAACCUCACCGUGUUGGUACUUUACUGCAUGAAAUCCAACUUAAUCAACUCUGUCAGUAACAUUAUUACAAUGAAUCUUCACGUACUUGAUGUAAUAAUUUGUGUGGGAUGUAUUCCUCUAACUAUAGUUAUCCUUCUGCUUUCACUGGAGAGUAACACUGCUCUCAUCUGCUGUUUCCAUGAGGCCUGUGUAUCUUUUGCAAGUGUCUCAACAGCAAUCAACGUCUUUGCUAUCACUUUGGACAGAUAUGACAUCUCUGUAAAACCUGCAAACCGAAUUCUGACAAUGGGCAGAGCUGUAAUGCUAAUGAUAUCCAUUUGGAUUUUUUCAUUUUUCUCUUUCCUGAUUCCCUUUAUUGAGGUAAAUUUUUUCAGUCUUCAAAGUGGAAAUACAUGGGAGAACAAGACACUUUUGUGUGUCAGUACAAAUGAAUACUACACUGAACUGGGAAUGUAUUAUCAUCUGCUAGUACAGAUCCCAAUAUUCUUUUUCACUGUCAUAGUAAUGUUAAUCACAUACACCAAAAUACUUCAGGCUCUUAAUAUUCGAAUAGGCACAAGAUUUUCAACAGGGCAGAAGAAGAAAGCAAGAAAGAAAAAGACAAUUUCUCUAACCACGCAACAUGAGACUACAGACAUGUCACAAAGCAGUGGUGGGAGAAAUGUAGUCUUUGGUGUAAGAACUUCAGUCUCUGUAAUAAUUGCCCUCCGGCGAGCUGUGAAACGACACCGUGAACGACGAGAAAGGCAAAAAAGAGUCUUCAGAAUGUCUUUAUUGAUUAUUUCUACAUUUCUUCUCUGCUGGACACCAAUUUCUGUUUUAAAUACCACCAUUUUAUGUUUAGGCCCAAGUGACCUUUUAGUAAAAUUAAGGUUGUGUUUUCUAGUCAUGGCUUAUGGAACAACUAUAUUCCACCCUCUAUUAUAUGCAUUCACUAGACAAAAAUUUCAAAAGGUCUUGAAAAGUAAAAUGAAAAAGCGAGUUGUUUCCAUAGUGGAAGCUGACCCCAUGCCUAAUAAUGCCGUAAUACACAACUCUUGGAUAGAUCCUAAGAGAAAUAAAAAAAUUACCUUUGAAGAUAGUGAAAUAAGAGAAAAAUGUUUAGUACCUCAGGUUGUCACAGACUAGGAGAAUGUCUAAGUUUCACCAAACUCACAUUCAGAAGUUUUAAAUUUAAACUGUAAAAAAUAAAAUUACUGCCAAAUAUAAGAAAAAACAUUUUAAGUAUUGGUUAUGUUGUAAAUUUUCAAUGUAAAUGUCAAGAUUAGAUUAGGUCAUAUAUAUUCUCUUUCUUCAUUACUUAAUGUAUUUGUUGCAUGGCAGUUUGUUAAAGUAACAUCAUAUGUAUAUUUUGUCAAUAUUAUGUCCAUCAGAAGAUACUCAUGUAAGUCAUGUUUUCUAAAGAAUAAAUACAUAGCCUUAAAACAGUGUACAACUUUAAAAUGUAACUGACACAGGAAUCCUUGCUGUUUUUUUUUUAUAAAGUGUAUUGUUUCUAAGCCACAAAUUAUAGAUAGAUAUAUUUAUAUGAUGACAACCGGAAUAGCAUUUUGACAUAAGAACUAAAAUUAUGGGCUACAAACAAUCCAAAUAAUUCAGGAUUUUCUGUACAAUUAUGUCAUGUUUUCUGGCAUAGUCUACUUGCUAUAAUAUUUAAUGCAUCAAAAAUAAUGAACUAUGUAUGAAACUUUAUCCUUUUUUGAAUGUAGAAAAUUGUAGGAUUAACCAGGAUUUUAAAAUUCAAGAACCAAAAAAACAAACAACUCCGUAUAUGCACACCAAGAUAGGAAAACUUUGAAAUUCAAGUCUGUUAUGAAAAAGAGAUUGAUUUUCUACUAUCAAGGGCACUAUGCCUAUAAUAUACAAAUGAACUGACAAUAAAAGGAAGGAAGAAAACUAAAGCACCAGCCUCUUUCUUCCUUCCCCACUUUGCUUGAGUCUAAGCCUAAUGCUCUGGACUAAUACUGUAUAGUGGUACAAACCAGUGCAUUAAAAUAAACUGACUUGCUAACAUU